ACUGCAGUGAAUGUCAGUAAUAAACACUGUGUGGAAGAGCUUCGGAUAGCCUCCUCCACUGUUUCUAAUAGAUACCCUCUUAUCUCCUGAAAGCAGAUGGAUUUCCUUCAUGUCAAAUGCGCCAUAACUGUGCAGUGUUAUUGGUGCAUUCCUCAGACUGACGCGGUUCUCUAUCGACCGUGUGAUUAUUCUGAGUCAGUCACAAAGAAGGGGAAACCUGGAGGUCAGGAGGACUUUGGAAAUGCUCUUAAGCUCAAAAGAACAGUGAAUACAUAAUGAGAUGUUAAGGAUGAUUGGCAGCACGAGUGGUAACAUCCUAGCUGGCCUGACUCUAAAAGGAUGCCCCCUGGUUUAAUCUUAGGGGCCUUCCUCCUCUUGGCCACAUCGAGUGCACAUGCUAUUUGUCGACCGUGCCUAUAUUCAGUCCUCCAGUCUGCUGGUCUGCAAGUGAACUGCAGCUCUUCACGCCUCGUGGAGCUGCCUCCUCUGCCCUCACACACCACAGAGCUCCAUGUGCAGGACAAUCGGCUCACCUCGGUGUCUCCGGGCCUGUUUGACAGACUGGUUGGUCUGAAAAAGGUCUCACUGUCCGGGAACCCCUUCCACUGUGACUGCAGGAUCCAAUACCUGAGGAACUGGCUGCUGAAGAACAGAGCUGUCGUAUCGAAGGAGCCCACUUGUGCCAGUCCGAGCUCUGUGGCUCAGAAGGCCAUCACCGACCUUACAGAUGACUACUUCUCCUCCUGCGGCCUGCCGAGCUGCACCAGUGGGACUUACAACGCAGCGAUGGGAGCGAUGCUGUGCUGCGUCAUUGCUCUGCUUCUGUGGAGCUUGAAACUGGCCAAAUCGUCUACCUUCACUCUGUACAUAAUCAACAGACACGUGGGACUCGAGGCCGACUCUCUACGCUCACUGAAGCCCAAACACAGAAGGCGGUUGCACACUGCACUGUCAGGAGUCAGUGCGGACUUGAAUUCUUUCAGUUGCACACAGGAACUAGAAGGGCCUCAUGUCAGCAUGGAGUUACUGCCACAAGUUCUGGAUGCGUUGCACAAGAAGCACAAAAUAAAGAUAAAGGCAACCUGAGCAACCUCUGUCUCCUCCAGGA
Paralichthys olivaceus (Japanese flounder) is the source of this 1108-nucleotide messenger RNA. It is a transcript of the gene gp9, whose product is annotated as glycoprotein IX platelet. Lineage: Eukaryota; Metazoa; Chordata; Actinopteri; Pleuronectiformes; Paralichthyidae. The record is from RefSeq and is a predicted model, not a curated record.